Molecule: messenger RNA, 4140 nt
Organism: Aspergillus ibericus CBS 121593
Lineage: Eukaryota; Fungi; Ascomycota; Eurotiomycetes; Eurotiales; Aspergillaceae
Gene: atg11
Product: autophagy protein ATG11
Exons: 2
Coding region: 1-3798 (1265 amino acids)
Biological process (GO): positive regulation of protein phosphorylation; autophagosome assembly; autophagy of peroxisome
Cellular component (GO): extrinsic component of membrane; phagophore assembly site membrane; Atg1/ULK1 kinase complex
Molecular function (GO): protein kinase binding; molecular adaptor activity
Source: RefSeq, a predicted model, not a curated record
AUGACUGCUCGGGGGAAAAACGUCAAGAUCCAAACGCUUGCCACAGAGAGCGAGAUAUUCGUAUACGAUAGGCGAUUCGUCAGUGAACCAAACAGCUUCGAGCUCCCGGAGCUGCCUCCACCACAGCCACUCCAUGCCGAUAACCCGCCCGAUACCCUCACAAACCAGAACGACCUACAAGCAUGGCGGAGCCUCUAUCUGGCGAGGAAUACUUGGGCGGUGAAUCUCACAGAACGCUGUAAGGCGGCGGAUAAGCAGAUACAUGAACACAACGAGCGCACUGAUAUCAUCAACCGAGCUGCUAGUGUAGCUCUUGAGAACCUCAAAACUCACGUCGGCACCUUGGAGCACCGGUUCCAAGAGGCCCAGUCCUGGGCCAACGACCUGCUAAGUCAACAACAAACAGCGCUCGAUGGAUGGAGACGAGCACUGUCAAAUUUGGAUAGCAUCCCGGCUCGGAAGGACUUCCCCUUCUUGGGCCGACCGUCCACACCGACAAAAGGCAGGGAUAAGGCGAUGGGUACACUGCGAGACUAUGUGGAUACAGGCGAAGUGCAGAGAGCUGGCUCGGAAGCCCCAGAAGUAUCUGCGCGCUUCGCCCAUCAAGUUAGCAUUACCGAGAAGAAUGUUAGUGAGAUUGCUGCAGAUACUCAGCGCCUGAUUGAUGAAGCAUUUCCUGCGGGGGUUGAUUCCGUGGAAGGCCUCUUACAGGAAGUGGAAACAAUAUCCAAAAAGAUACAAUCCGAUUACGAACAUGUGGUGGCCUUGCCCAAUAAUCAAAAGACGCUGGCAAAUAUCUCUAGGCUCGCUCUCAACCACACCACAAACCUCCUACCGUCGCUGUUGGAUGUCAGCAACGAAAUCCAAGCUGGCCUGGAGGAAGCCGUGAGACGUUACAAUGCGGCAAUGAAAACCACUUUGGAUCAUAUGCGACGCAUAUCUUCUAUCGAGUUACGUCUUGCUGAUGUACAGACUCAGAUGAACAGUAUGACCUUCCAGAGUGAAGCUUUCGACGCUAUAUACAUCGUCUUUCACAUGCCUCUGGUGUAUGGGUCUGUUCUGAUCGAGUCGGUGCGCCGUCGUGAGUUCAAUGAUAAGAUGAAGAAUGACUCCGCAACGCUGGCGGAGGAAAUGUCGGUAUUUCGCGACGAGGAGCAGCGUCGAAGAAAGAAGUGGUUAAAGAACAUGGCGGAUUUUAUCUCUAUCUCAGAUUCCACGACCCCAGGAAUUGAAGUCAAUCUACGAGGGCAGGAGCAGGAGUGGCCUAUGGUCAGUAGAAAGGAGGUUGAGUCGUAUAUCGAGGACCUGAAGACAAAAACUGGCAUGGGAAACCAUGUCCAAGAGCUGACGCAGCUCUUCAAAGAGUUGGAUGCUCCGACACGGCUGCAGCGCCGCAGAGCAAAGGCUUUCAAACAAGGGAGUCUGUUUGACCUGAGUCGGAGUUCGCUUUUACUGCGAAGCGACGAUAUGGUUCGAAGCUUGAAAGACGAGAAAGUCAAGCUUGAAGACAGACUAAAAGGCUCCGAAAGCCGCGUUCGAAAGCUAGAGGAUCUUCUUCAUCGCCAAAGCCACCUGAGCCGGCCCUCCAGCGGCAAUUUCUCACUGGAGUUCCCCAGUUCUCCCGCGUCACCUCAUCCCGAUUCGCUCUCAAGGAGAUCAUCGGUAUCCUCUAGGCGAAUGUCUUCAAAUCAAGCCCCUGAGGAGAAGGCACUCGUUCAGCGGAUUACUCGCCUUGAGGCUGAGUUGGCGACCGAACGAGACAUGGUCCAACGACUCCAGAAGGAGGCGCAUGCCGAACGGCAAUCCAAUACCGAUAAGAUACAAGAAGCUCAAUCGACGAAGAAGGAUCUGAUCGGCAAUCUUGAAGCUAGACAGCGUGAAUUCGAUGCGGAGCGGAGAUUCCUUGAGGACGAGCUCAAGAGGCUCAGAAUCCGGACUGAGGAGCUCGAAGAGGAAAUCGAUCGGAACCUUGAUAGUCGCGAACAUGAGAAACAGGACGCCGAUGAGCGGAUACACCAGCUUGAAAUGGAACUACAAGACGCCCAUGCUCGAGCCGAGGACGAGUUGCGGAGAGCAGGUGAGAUGAUUGAACAGUUGCAAUCAGAGAAGGAUGCGGGAGAGAGCCUCCGGGCUCGUAUUGAUGAGCUUCAAAGUCAAGUGACAGGAAAUGAGAAGAAGGAUAAAGAGAACAGCCAUGCCCUACAGGUCGCUUUUCUUAACUUGUCCCCCGGAGGCGCUGUUCCUGCCGAGAUUCCAAAUAUAAUUAAGGCGAUCGAGGUGCUCUCCGAGGGGCUGACUAUUCAUGCCAAGAACGCAGAAGAGAGUGCCACCAACGCUGUAGCUGAAAGCAAGGCACUCGAGGAGCGUCUGGCCCAGAUCGAGUCUGAAGCCGAAGAGCUAAGAAAGCGUGCAGCCUCGCAGGAGUCUGAGCUUUCCCGAGCCCACAAUGAACUGGCCGACGAGAGACGGAAACUUAGCAUCGUGAGCUCUGAAUUGGAAGAUGAGCGAUCGAAACUCAUUGCUUUGCAAUCUCAGUUUGCGGCAGGCGAGACGGGUUCCGAUGCCCUGCGAGAACGCGUCACGGAAGAAGAACGGAAGUUAACGAGCCUGGCCCAAAGAUUGGCCGAGGUUGAGUCUUUGGCUCGCCAGUCCGAGGAAGAGGUUACUGCCUGGAAGACGAAGGUAGAAGCCAUGUCGGAGGCGGAGCAGCAAGCUACGGUACGGUUCGAGACGUGCGGGUUCAGAUCUCAAGAACUAUCGAAGCAGCUUUUCGCACAGGUGGAGAAAUUGGAGCAUAUGCUGGAGCAACUGGGGUUCACUAUCAUCCGUCAAGAUGGGGACAUUGUUGUCCAAAGAUCUUCGAAAGUCAAUGCGCUCUCUAGCACUGGAGAUAGUCUUAGUCAAUCCGGGGUGGUGUCGGUGAGGCCGGAUGCAAGCCUCCUCGACUGGAUGCAUGCCGAUACGAAGGAGGAAGAGACAGACAAGUUUAUGGCCUUCAUGGAAUCACUGUACCAGUUUGAUGUGGACAUCUUCGGUGACGCGGUUGUCAAACGUGUGAAGGACAUCGAGAUACUGGCUCGCAAAUGGCAGAAAGAAGCCCGCGGAUAUCGAGAUAAGUAUCAUCGAGUUCAGAGCGAAGCGCACGAUAAAAUCGCCUAUCGGACGUUUAAAGAAGGAGACCUUGCUCUGUUCUUGCCCACCCGAAACCAGGCUAUCCGGUCUUGGGCCGCAUUCAACGUUGGCGCACCGCACUAUUUCCUGCGCGAGCAAGACGCCCACAAGCUUCAGACUCGAGACUGGCUGCUCGCUCGCAUAACCAAGAUCGAGGAACGAGUUGUCGAUCUCUCCAAGUCAAUGAACGGUGCCAACCCUGACCGCCGGUCCAUCGGCGAAGUCAGCGACGGCACGUCAUUCGACGACGAAAACCCCUUUGAGCUGUCCGAUGGUCUGCGCUGGUACCUCUUAGAUGCCACGGAGGAGAAGCCGGGCGCGCCAGCGACUCCCGGCCUGGGCAAGAGUACCGUUGCGCCAGCGCACGUAGACGCCAAGGGCAGCAUCCGCCUGAAGCGCACAUCCGCCGGAGGAAACGUCGCCAGGACAUUGACCAAGAGCCUCGACAGCCGCCGGAACAGUUCCAACUCCAAAAAGGGGCAUUCCUCAACGCCAUCACAACGCGGCAAUGAUUCCACCACCGAUCUAGCCCGACAAGCCGAGCAAGACCCCGCUGCCAGCCUACACUCACGGGAGGCAGCUCCUAGAUCCGACGAGGUUCGCCGCAACCUUCUCCAGGGUCCGUGAAAUCCGCGGCCCUGAUUUUCUUUCUCCCGUAUUGCGUCACCUGAGCGGAGCUGACGGACCGUCAUAGGGCACGGAACGAACGCACCAGCGAAGAAUUUCGCAAGGUAGAGUAUCACCCUCUUCCCCGCGUGUCGAGGACCUCGACGCUUCCUCCAUCCGCUCGGCCCGACGUCCAGCGGCUCGAUACCGACCAUGGGAGAAACUCUGGUCUGUCGACUACCGUCUGGAGAGCGGUAGUAGUAGUCGCUGAGUCGGGAGGAUCCCGCAAGCCCUCAGCUUUCCUCUUGCCACUUUUCUCACGAUAGAUGAUGAAGGGAAUGACAGAUCAUCAGAUCAUGUCUG